AAACCUCUGGUCGCACACUCUAAACACAAAAAGAGAGAAAAAAAGCCAUGUCGUCUUUAUUCAGAGAUCUUCCUUCUCCUUCCUCGAUCUUCACCACCUACGCAUCACUGGCGGGUUACAUUAUGCUGAUUCGAUCCAUGUUCUUCGACAUGAUCCCUCGUCCUGUCCAAGAUUUCGUCGUCUCCACCCUCCGCUCUCUCCUCCGUUCUCAGUCAUCGAUCCUUACUCUGACCAUCGACUGCGACGCCUGGGGGAUGAACAACGAGAUCUACGACGCUGCCGAGACUUAUCUCUCGACCAAGAUAAGCCCUGAUGCCUCCACGCUUAGGAUAGCCAAAGGGCCCAAGGAUAAACACAUCAACGUGUUUCUAAGCAACGGCGAGAUCGUCACAGAUCUCUACCAAGGGAUCGAGCUGAAAUGGAGGUUCGUCACCAAUGGCGGCGACAAGAAAGCCGACAACGAAGACAGCAUCAAGGAGUAUUUUGAGUUGAGCUUCGACAAGAAACACAAGGACUUUGUCUUGAACUCUUACGUCCAGCAUGUCCUAAGCAAGGCCAAGGAGAUCGAAGACGGAAGACGGAUUCUCAAGAUGUACACUCUCAAUUCCCUCAGAUGGGAAUGCGUGAACCUCGAACACCCGUCCACGUUCGACACCAUGGCCAUGGACGACGAGCUGAAAAGGACCGUGAUCGACGAUCUUGAUCGGUUUAUAAAGAGAAGAGAGUUCUACAAAAGGGUCGGAAAAGCUUGGAAGAGAGGUUACCUGCUGUACGGACCACCUGGAACUGGGAAGUCCAGUCUGGUUGCUGCAAUGGCUAAUCAUCUCAAGUUUGAUGUCUACGAUCUGCAACUAGCCGGCGUUAUGCGUGACUCCGACCUCAGGAGACUGCUUCUCGGGACCCAUAACCGGUCCAUCCUCGUCGUUGAAGACAUAGAUUGUGCAGUGGAUCUUCCCAACAGGGUUCAUUCCAAAGAGGGGAGUAGCCGGGUGGAUGUUCAGGGACAAUUGACGUUAUCAGGGCUGCUAAAUUUCAUAGACGGGCUAUGGUCGAGCUGUGGAGACGAACGGAUAAUAAUAUUCACGACCAACCACAAGGAAAAGCUCGACCCGGCAUUGCUGCGACCAGGGAGGAUGGACAUGCACAUUUACAUGGGCCAUUGCACGUUCCAAGGGUUCAAGACCUUAGCCUCGAACUACCUGGGACUUCCCUGCAGCGACAACGGUCACUGUCUCUACGACAGGAUCCAAGGUACGAUCGAAGGAGCGAAAGUGACUCCUGCCCAGAUCGCGGAGGAGCUGAUGAAGAGCGAGGACGCCGAUUUCGCGUUGGAGAAUCUGAUCAAGUUUCUUGAGAGGAAGAGAUUGACAGGAGAGGCGGAUAAAUCAGAGAAGAUUAAAGAAGAGGAUGAAUCAAAGAUCCAAGAAAAACCUAACUGUAACUCAGUGGUUGACACGACUCCAAGAAAGAGCAGUUCAAGAAAAAUCAAGAAACUUGUUCUGUUUUGGAGUUUUAUGUGUUAAUAAAAAGCAGUGAGAAAGAUAUUUUUAUUAA
Tarenaya hassleriana is the source of this 1554-nucleotide messenger RNA. RefSeq names its product AAA-ATPase At5g17760. The transcript has 2 exons. Lineage: Eukaryota; Viridiplantae; Streptophyta; Magnoliopsida; Brassicales; Cleomaceae. The record is from RefSeq and is a predicted model, not a curated record. Bases 48 to 1523 code for a protein of 491 amino acids. Gene Ontology annotation, molecular function: ATP hydrolysis activity; ATP binding.